CGCUUGUGCUGACUGAGAGGCGGGCAGGGCGGGAUGGGCUCCCCCUGGCACCAGGCGGCCCGGCGGCUGUACGACUGUCUGCUGCAAGUAUAUAAUGAAGGUAUCCCCAAAGACCCAUUUCCCUUUGAGGCUGAUGUCCAAGUACAUUUGAUUGGCGAGGGUUGCAGAAGUCCCUUAGAAAGUUUUUGGAAUGGAAACAGUAUGAUAUUCAUUAUGCAGAAAGCAGGACAUGUUGAACUAACUGACCAAAUAGAAGAAUCACAAAUAGAUGAUGCCACUUAUAUUUCAGAGUUUACACCACAGAAGGGUUCUGGACCAGUUGCUCUAUCUGUUACAAGAGGAAAGCAACUGAUUUCACUCUAUACAAUGGCACAAAAUCCAAACAUGACCCAUUUGAAGAUAAGCAAACCAGUUGUGCUUCCUCCCCUGUGGAUAAGAUGUGACCGCUCUGACCCUGAACAUACCUGUUGGCUAGGCGCUGAGCCUCUCAAAAAUGGGAACAAAAUCACAGGGAUCAGUUUCCAUAUAGUUACAUGUAAUGGUCCUACAGCUGAUAAAACCUGUUUUGCAAAUCUAGAAGACCUCAAAAAAGCACACAAAAUCAGACAUCGCUCAUCUAUUGUGACAACCAAAGGCUUUGCUCAAUAUGAGCUCAUUCGAGCCACUACAUUGGAGGAUACAGUGGUUGAAUCAGAGAGUAAUAUAUAUGUUGAUAUUACUUGGAAUAUUGUGGAUACGAUUCUGCAGACACCUCCACUCACUGCAGCGGCGACAUUGAACAUUAGAUUGGAAUCUGGGGACCCCAGGAGUCCUGUGUUCCAGUUACAUAGAGAAUUGCAGUUUCUCCUUGUUUUGGCUGAAGGCUUGAAGACUGGCGUGACUGAAUGGCCUGAGCCUUUGGUAGCUGAAUCAGCGGUUGAGCUCGUCAAGGAACUUCUGAAUGAUUUAAAGAAUAAACUGGAUGGAUUUAAUACAUCAGUACAUAAAAAUGAUGCAGAGAAAGUCCAGUGUGACUCAGCUGCAGUGGACAGCUCAAUAAAAUCACUUUUUAGUGAGCGAGGAGACCUGGAUUUUCCUGAACAGUUGUGGUGCAAAAUGAGAAGGAGUGUCGCUUCCUAUCAAGACUUGGUAGAGUGUUUCACACUGAUCAUAAAAUCCCUAGAACAUGGUGAGAUACAGCCUUGGAUUCAUCAAGAGAGUAGCAGUUUACUAAGCAAAUUGAUUCAACAAUCCUAUCAUGGAGCUAUGGAGGCUAUUUCCCUCAGUGGUGUCACUCCAAUUCAAAUGCUUCUGGAGAUUGGUCUGGACAAAAUGAAGAAAGAUUAUGUCAGUUGUUUCAUAGGCCAAGAACUUGCAACAUUAACCUAUCUGGACUACUUCAUAUCCACAUCAGUAGAGCUACAGGAGCAGGUUCAUCGCAUUCAAAAACUUCAUCAUAUGCUGGAAAUAUUGGUCAGCUGCACAGUCUUUCUUCAUUUCAAACAUGAGAACCUCUUCCCUUUGAUGCAGUCCUGCAUAAAAUAUUACAAAGAAAAUCCUCUGAAUGAGAAGCAUGUGUUUCAGCUACCAAUCAGACCAGCUGUUGUCAAUAAGUUCUAUCAAAAUGAUCAUGCACAAAUAUGGAGGGUGGAAAUAAAUAGUGGACAUGGUCAGAAGGAGGUUAAAACAGUAUGGCAGCUUAGUACUAAUCCUCCUGUUGAACAUAUGGCUUCGAACAACCUAGAAGUACUUUGUGAUACAACAGUUAAUGGAAACACUGAAGAAAGUAUGUAUUUUAUUACCAUGGCUAACUGCAGUCAGGUGCAUUUUGCGUAAAAGAUUGCUGUUGUACAGAUAGACGCUUAGAAGGUACAGUAAAUGUAAAAUAUUGUCAGCAUAUCUGCUUCCCCAAGUAUAUCUAAAUAUAUUUUAUGGUUGGAAGAAUGAUACCCUAUAUUUGGUAGUUAUUUGCUGUUGUGUGUUGAAGUUAGAAUCUGCAUAGACCUAUAAUUCAACAGUAUGUGUACAGUUUGUUUAAAUACUUUGUAACAUGCAGUUAUUUUUAAAAAAUAUAUAAAAUGUAAUUGCUUUAAAAACUAAUUUUGAUAGUUUAUAAAUUAUGAAUAUUUUACUUGUUUACAUUGUUUUAAUUUUAUUUUUAUUGUUUAUUGUACAAUGUAGUUGACCAAGAGCAAACAGCGUUAUAAAAUCUUUGCUGGUGUCGCAUGAUGUUACAUCAGUAAGACCUAUUUGGAGAGAUGCUCUUCCAGUGCCAUAUACAUUUUGUAAAAGAACUUCAGUUUUCUCUAGUCUGAUAUUUAUAUUUUGGAGUUUUUCUUCUCAUCUAGCCCAAAUUCAGCCUUCCUUCAAAUGCAAAUAAUUGAUUUUAAUCACUUUUUUUCAUUUGUACUUUUGAGUUAUUUUCAUAAAGAAUAUUUAUAUAACUAUUAAAACAUGUUGAUUUGAUUAUUUACAGUUAAAUAUAGCCUUUACAUUAGAUUUGGUACUACAUUUUGCUAGGAGGAUGCACAUUUAUCUAAUUAUAUAGCAUAACAUACAUUUGUUCUGUAAUUUGAGGCUAAAACUUUUUUCCAAAUGUCAGUACUUACAGUUUCUGUUGUGCAGAAAAGCAACUGCCAGCAUUCAUUCCUUUGUCGAAAAUGAUAUAGAUGGUACCAUGUUAUUAAUUUUGACCCCAAAAUGUAGUUAAAGAUGUUUUCGCUCUGGUUUUAUAUACCAAAAAAGCAGCCUUUAUAGUUUGAAAAUGGCUCAUUGAAUCAGUGUAUGAGAUUUUUAUUUAUUCAAA
Molecule: messenger RNA, 2785 nt
Organism: Malaclemys terrapin pileata
Lineage: Eukaryota; Metazoa; Chordata; Testudines; Emydidae
Gene: ZWILCH
Product: zwilch kinetochore protein
Exons: 18
Coding region: 34-1815 (593 amino acids)
Biological process (GO): protein localization to kinetochore; mitotic spindle assembly checkpoint signaling
Cellular component (GO): RZZ complex
Source: RefSeq, a predicted model, not a curated record